This is a messenger RNA of Chrysochloris asiatica (Cape golden mole), 779 nucleotides long. RefSeq names its product methionine-R-sulfoxide reductase B3, mitochondrial-like. The transcript is spliced from 7 exons. The record is from RefSeq and is a predicted model, not a curated record. Gene Ontology annotation, biological process: protein repair; response to oxidative stress. Lineage: Eukaryota; Metazoa; Chordata; Mammalia; Afrosoricida; Chrysochloridae. The coding region runs from base 219 to 779 and encodes 186 amino acids. Gene Ontology annotation, cellular component: cytoplasm. Gene Ontology annotation, molecular function: peptide-methionine (R)-S-oxide reductase activity.
CCGAGUGACAUCACUGCCUUUCUUCCUGUGCGCUGGCUUUGACACAAGCCAGAUGGCCCUGGAGAUCGGUAGGAGCGCAAGCUGCCUGGUACAGCAGUUGAUGAAACAGAAUAGGAAGACGUUUUAUGGUCAGCUGUGGGAGCACAAUGAAGCUACAGCUUUGCUAACUCUUGCCCCAGUUCUUUGCUUCUGAUUUUGAUGGUGAAGAUAUCACAGUGAUGUCUGCCUUCAACCUGCUGCAUUUGGUGACAAAGAGCCAGCCAGUAGCCCUGCGAGCCUGCGGGCUUCCCUCAGGGUCAUGUAGGGAUAAAAAGAACUGUAAGGUGGUCUUUCCCCAGCAGGAACUGAGGAAGCGGCUAACACCCCUGCAGUACCAUGUCACUCAGGAGAAAGGGACCGAAAGUGCCUUCGAAGGAGAAUACACACACCACAAAGAUCCUGGAAUAUAUAAGUGUGUUGUUUGUGGAACACCAUUGUUCAAGUCUGAAACCAAAUUUGAUUCUGGCUCAGGUUGGCCUUCGUUCCAUGAUGUGAUCAGUUCUGAUGCAGUCUCCCUCACCGACGACUUUUCCUACGGGAUGCACAGGGUGGAAACAAGCUGCUCUCAGUGCGGUGCGCACCUUGGGCACAUUUUUGAUGACGGACCUCGUCCAACCGGCAAAAGAUACUGCAUAAACUCGGCUUCCUUGUCUUUCGCUCAUGCGGAGAGCAGCAGUGGUGAAGCAGCCUGCGCGGGCAGCAGCCCAGCCCCCGCCUCGCGGGACAAAACAGAACUGUAG